Messenger RNA from Penicillium oxalicum, 522 nucleotides. RefSeq names its product TOM complex receptor protein TOM20. Gene Ontology annotation, cellular component: mitochondrial outer membrane; mitochondrial outer membrane translocase complex. Gene Ontology annotation, biological process: protein import into mitochondrial matrix; tRNA import into mitochondrion; protein targeting. Bases 1 to 522 code for a protein of 173 amino acids. The record is from RefSeq and is a predicted model, not a curated record. The transcript is spliced from 3 exons. Gene Ontology annotation, molecular function: transmembrane protein transporter activity. Lineage: Eukaryota; Fungi; Ascomycota; Eurotiomycetes; Eurotiales; Aspergillaceae.
AUGCGCACAUCAGUUCUGGUUGCGGCCUCGGCCGGCACAAUCAUCACCGGCCUGCUCGCCUAUGCCGUGUACUUUGAUCACAAGCGACAGACCGACCCCGAGUUCCGCAAGUCCUUGAAGCGCAACAACCGCAAGCUUGCCAAGGCUGUCAAGGAAGAGCAAGAGGCUCACGGUGCUGCUCGUCGUGAUGCGAUCAAGCAGGCUGUGCAACGCGCCAAGGAGGAGGGCUUCCCUGCCGACUUGGAGGAGAAGGAGUCCUACUUCAUGAACCAGGUCGCGAAGGGUGAGGGUCUGUGUGCAGAGGGCUCCGACAACGUCGAGGCUGCCCUCGCCUUCUACAAGGCCCUCAAGGUGUACCCCCAGCCCAAGGACCUGAUCUCUAUUUACGAUAAGACCGUUCCUAAGGAGUGCUUGGAGAUUCUUGCUGAGAUGGUUGCGAUGGACACGAGCCUCAACCUCGGUGGUUCAUUCACCGGUGGUGAGGGGUCCGUCAGCAGCGCUGACAACCACGGUGUCGAGUAA